UAUUUACAGAAGAUUCAAAAUUGAAAACUGAAAACCAUUCCGUUGAACAUAUUUUUGCUUGUGCUUUUAUCACCAAAUUGGGUUUUUCUAUGAUCCAAACGUGAAAAUUUUUUUACUUCCUUUUCGCUUAAAAUAAUUUAUUAACGGGAAAUUUUCUCUAAAAAUAUACUGAAUUUCGUAGUUUGUAUUGGCAAGAGCGUGCAAACAGCUUUCAACCGCCAAACGGGUUCGGUCUCUGUUUUGAAAUCGUUUCAAUAUUGUGGAAUCAAGACGCUGGGUGUUCAAAAGUGAAUUUUGUGAGAUCUCUGGUCUUCAGAAUGGAAAAUAUUCCAGAUUGGGCUGCCUUUGAAGCCGAUCGUCUUAAAUCAUUCAAACGAUGGCCUUUCAAGAAAGGCCCGUGCAAUCCCGUGCAGAUGGCUGAGGCUGGCUUUUAUUUUAUUGGUAGUAAAUCUGAACCAGAUUUGGCUCGCUGUUACGUUUGUUGUAAAGAACUUGAUGGGUGGGAAGAACAUGACAAUCCCUGGCUGGAGCAUAAGAAGCAUGCCCCCAAAUGUCCUUACGUUCUCUUGGAUAAGAAACCUGCGGAUCUGACUGUCAAAGAUAUGUACACAUUGGAGGCAGAGAGAAUGAAACGUGUUUUGGUGAUGCGGCAUGAAGCACAAGUCAAAACUUUGAAUGAGAUCAAAGCCUGUGUUUUGGAAGAGUUGGAUAAACUUACUAAUAAAGGUGGAAAAGAUAACCGCAAGAGAUCUACAAGGCCUGCUUCCAAGAGAUCUAGUCGGAAAGACUGAGCUCUGCUGUAUCUGUAUAUAUCUGUAUUGUCAAUAUCGGACUUGAAAGUUAUUAAUAAUAAGCAUAAUUUAUAAAUCAGUA
This is a messenger RNA of Thrips palmi, 873 nucleotides long. Its product is annotated as baculoviral IAP repeat-containing protein 5-like. The coding region runs from base 318 to 791 and encodes 157 amino acids. The transcript is spliced from 4 exons. The record is from RefSeq and is a predicted model, not a curated record. Lineage: Eukaryota; Metazoa; Arthropoda; Insecta; Thysanoptera; Thripidae.